GCGAGCCGCCUCCGGGCUGCGCGUCUCGCCCCGGCCGCGCUCCACGGCGGCGGCGGCUCCGCGGGAGCAGCCCCCGGCUGCGGAGGAGGCCCGGCCGGCGCCCACCCCCCGGGGCCCGGGACGCCGCGGGGAGGCCUCGCAGGGGGUGCCCCGGGCGCAGCCGCCGCCGCCUGCCGUAGAUUUCGGCGACCCCCGGGAGGCGUUUCGGAGCAAGAGCAGCGCGGAGCUGGUGCGGAGCCUGGUCGUGCUGGGGCUGUGCACCGUGGAGCCGCUGGUGCAGCGGAACCAGGAGCUUAUGAGUCUCAGCAGGAAGAUCCUGGGGCAACAGCUGUUUGAGAAGCUGAUGAAGAUGACUUUCUACGCGCAGUUUGUGGCUGGAGAAGACCAAGAGGCCAUCAAACCCCUGAUCCAGCGAAAUCAGUCAUUUGGUGUGGGAUCAGUGCUGGAUUACAGUGUGGAAGAGGAUCUGACAACAGAGGAGGCUGAGAGGAAGGAAGUGGAGUCCUGUACCUCUGCAGCUGAAAAGGAGAUGGGAGAGCAGAGAGAGAAGCAGUAUCGUGUGCACAGGGGUUUUGGGGAUCGCCGGGGUGGUGUCAUCAGUGCCCGCACUUACUUCUAUGCUGAUGAAGCAAAGUGUGACCAGCACAUGGAGACAUUUCUGCGCAGUAUUGAGGCCUCAGGUGGCGUCUGUGAAGAUGGUUUUUCAGCCAUUAAACUGACAGCUUUAGGAAGGCCACAGUUCCUGCUGCAGUUCUCUGAAGUGCUGGUCAAGUGGAGGAGGUUCUUUCACCAGAUGGCUGCAGAGCAGGGCAAGGCAGGUCUGGCUGCGCUAGAGACCAAACUGGAGGUAAAGAAGCUGCAGGAGACUUUGGCCAAGCUUGGGAUUGCAACCAAAAUCGAGAGUGAGGACUGGUUCACAGGCGAGAACCUGGGUGUCUCAGGUACUGUGGAUCUGCUGGACUGGAACAGCAUGAUUGACAGCCGAAUGAAACUCUCGGAGCUGCUGCUUGUCCCAAAUUUGCAGACCGGUCAGCUGGAGCCUCUGUUGUCACACUUCACCGAGGAGGAAGAUCUGCAGAUGAAGCGAAUGUUGCAAAGGAUGGAUGUCCUUGCCAAGAAAGCUAUGGAGACUGGAGUGAGACUGAUGGUGGAUGCUGAGCAGAGCUACUUCCAGCCAGCCAUCAGCCGGCUUACCUUGGAGAUGCAGCGCAGAUUCAAUGUCAACAAAGCAGUUAUCUUCAAUACUUACCAGUGCUACCUGAAGGAGGCAUAUGAUAAUGUGACUGUGGAUGUGGAACUCUCACGCCGGGAGGGCUGGCAUUUUGGAGCCAAGCUUGUGAGAGGGGCUUACAUGGAACAAGAACGAAACAGAGCCGCCCAGAUAGGUUAUGAGGAUCCUAUUAAUGCCACAUACGAAAACACGAGUGAGAUGUACAACAGGUGUCUGGACUACAUUCUUGAAGAAAUCAAGCACAACCGGAAGGCCAACGUAAUGGUGGCUUCACACAAUGAGGACACAGUGAAGUUCACUCUUAGAAGGAUGACUGAGCUUGAGAUCCAUCCCUCAGAGAAAAAGGUGUACUUUGGGCAGCUGCUGGGCAUGUGUGACCAGAUCACCUUCCCACUGGGUCAGGCAGGUUUUCCUGUCUACAAGUAUGUCCCCUAUGGUCCUGUGAAUGAGGUGCUGCCAUACCUGUCUAGACGGGCCCAGGAAAACCGGGGCUUCAUGAAGAGAGCAAAUCGGGAGAGGGACCUCCUCUGGAGUGAGUUCAAGAGAAGACUCCUCACCGGCAGCCUCUUCUGCAGUCAAAGCCACUGACCUGCCCUAGCGGAGAAGUAGCCUGUGUCUCUGAUAAAGAGACCAACAUAUCAAAAACCUAGCGCCUUUACUAUAACUAUUAUUUUCUCUCCACCUACCCCCUUUAUCAAUAUUUCCUUCAGCCUUGGCAAAAGUGUGUUUUGCUGCAUUGGUAGCCAGUCUUUUUUCAAGCCAGCCUACAGGAAAUGGCUGUGCUUUGUAUCAAAAUGAUUGCACUUAUUUUGGGAUGUGUUAAGGCAACUGCACGCUGCCCUCCAAGAGGAAGUGCCUACCUCUUUCUGGAUAAUUGCAGUAUGAGCAUGAGCACAGGACACUCAGCCUGAUUUGUCACCAAGGGCUAGGAAGUUCUUCUCUUGCUCAUCAAAAUGUCAGCUGCUCCUCCUGGCACCAGUGUUUAGCUGGUGUCUGUAACUAGUGUAUGCACCUGGUUCUGCUGCAGUGUAGCUCUAGAUAGAAAGGGGUCUACAUGCCAUCCCCUGGGAAAGUCCCUCAAAGAUACUAGAGCUAGAGUACUUCUACAUUUGUAGAGUUGAAGAUGCUGCUAUGAUGCUGUUGCAAUUCCUAGCAUCUGAUGAAGUAAGCUGUUGCCUACAAAAGCUUCUUUGUAUUUAAUACCACAGCAGAAUGGUGUCUGCUUAGAAGUGGGCUGUUGGGGCUUUGAGGGGCAGCUACCUUUAUCCAAUGCCACUUUUAAUUACUCUACUGUGAACAAGGGCUACAGACCGGAGUCUCUGGUCAUCUUCAGAGCCAACAAGUUAAUGUUUCUUGGUUCUAGGAAGACUGGACAGCGGAUUCAGAGGCACAAGGGUUAAGUUCAUAUAAAACACUGAGUGCCUCCUAGCCAUCCGAUUUUUGGCAAAGGUACUAAGAGCUGUGAGUAGAAACUUGAACUUAAUGUUCUCAAACACUUGGGUAGGGAAGUAUCCUUAUUUUACAAUUAAAGAAACAGGCAUGGUUCAAAGGUGGGGUUAAUGGCUUGUUGAGGAUCAGAGCUAGGUAGAAAAAGGGGUUCUCAGGGAUAGUAGUGAAAACAAUGUCCUGUUCUGGCCCGACUAGCUAGCUGGUUAGUCCAAGAUAAGUUAGGGAUCAAGCAAACUCCUGAGCUCUAUUUUGGGGCAGGGAUGGGAGAAGUGGUGGGGCGAGGAAAGGACAGGAUUGAUAUAAAAUCUUUAGACGCCUUUAGAAAGUUUGGACUGGUUUAGCCCUUUGGGUGAUACAAGGGUCUCUGAAGCUGUUCCUGGUUCUGUUGCCAGGGUGUGAAGUGCCAGAGCAGCAUUGUUCCCUUUAAAACUAUGCAAGUCCACUCCAUUGAACUAUAAUUCUUUCCUGCCCCCCUGGCUUGAUAGCCUGCAAUACAAGGGGAAGGACCUGUGCCUGAGAAAUGUGUGGAUGGGUGGGGGUGAAUUUGGUAACCUAUGGAGACCUCUAGCUUUUUUCUUAAUACAGCUGAAGAGUAACUGUCUGUACUCUAGGAUUGUUCUGGGAUUUUGUCUUAGCUGUGGUGAUGGUGAUGCAUUGUAUUUCAGGGGAAAAUACUGUGACUUCAUUAAAACUAAUAAAGUUUCCAGAGGUGA
Alligator mississippiensis (American alligator) is the source of this 3393-nucleotide messenger RNA. RefSeq names its product proline dehydrogenase 1 (gene PRODH). NCBI's taxonomy places the organism in Eukaryota, Metazoa, Chordata, Crocodylia, Alligatoridae. Gene Ontology annotation, cellular component: mitochondrion. The record is from RefSeq and is a predicted model, not a curated record. The transcript is spliced from 14 exons. Bases 296 to 1819 code for a protein of 507 amino acids. Gene Ontology annotation, molecular function: FAD binding; proline dehydrogenase activity.